AUGGAUAUGUAGCUUCCCACACACAGAAAAGAGAACCGACCAUGAAAACAUUAUGUGUGUUUCUGUUGCUUGUAUUGCUGGAGUCUUCUGCCGGAUAUAGAUUAGGUCCGCCACUAUCAGCUUGUUCUGAUAUGUAUCCAACAGGUCAUAAUAAUUCAUCACAGACAAUAGCAUCACCAUUCACUUUUAUAUUAAAUACGACAACAUACAGACCUGGGGAUGUGAUUAAAGUAUUUCUUAAUUCGUCUGGUGAUUGGUUUAUGGAGGGAGCAUUGAUACAGGUUCGAGCUAAAAACUGUAAAGGUCUCACAGUUCCGGCUGUUGGCACGUUCUUUACGGAGGAAAACGAAGAUUUCCUAGAAACGUUCAACUGCUUCGGAGAAACAGCUAGUGCACUCCGCCACUACGCGCACUAUCACAUCUACAAUAGAACAUUCUACUGGACGGCACCGUCGGUGUCGGUCGGGGAUGUACAUAUCAGGUAAACAAUUAUCUUAUUUCAAAAGAUCAACGUGACUACAUGUAUACGUCAGUAA
Molecule: messenger RNA, 536 nt
Organism: Ruditapes philippinarum (Manila clam)
Lineage: Eukaryota; Metazoa; Mollusca; Bivalvia; Venerida; Veneridae
Product: putative defense protein
Exons: 4
Coding region: 42-485 (147 amino acids)
Molecular function (GO): oxidoreductase activity, acting on metal ions
Source: RefSeq, a predicted model, not a curated record